AUGACAUCCUCGCAUCCUGUAAUCUUGUGCGGCAAGAGCGAGGCAAUUGGUGCUGUGGUCAUCGAAAACCUGAAGCCAGAGUUUGAAGUCAUCCAAUUUAUCCAAAACGUCGACGCCGGCAAAAUACAGAUCCCCACUCUUCUCCGAGGCGAGAAGCCGGAAUCAUCAGGCUCCAGUCUCGGCUCUAAAAACUACGCAAGGGCACCUGUUGCCAUCUUUCUGGGCGCAGCUUUUGAUGAUCGAGACAUUCAAGAGCUGCGCAAAGCCGCGGAAAGCACGACGAAAGUCCCCUGGUUGAGACCUGACACAACGAAACCUGCUCCACCGCCCGGCCCAGAGUAUGGAAAGGCAAUGGUAGCCAGGAUCAAGGAAACCGUAAAGGGUUUGGAGGGGAGAACAGAAUUGAAAGGUAAUGGAGACGUGGUAUGGUUUUGA
This is a messenger RNA of Ascochyta rabiei, 435 nucleotides long. RefSeq lists its product as uncharacterized. The transcript has 2 exons. The record is from RefSeq and is a predicted model, not a curated record. Bases 1 to 435 code for a protein of 144 amino acids. Lineage: Eukaryota; Fungi; Ascomycota; Dothideomycetes; Pleosporales; Didymellaceae.